GAAGGUCUGAUAUUCUCAAGAGUCUCUGAUAUCCGGCGGAUUUCGUUUGACACUGACGACAUGACGGAUGUUAUAUUACCACUGGUUGGCAUUCAGACUGCAGUCGCCCUCGACUGGGACGAAAAUGAGGGCUUGAUAUUCUGGUCCGAUGUUGAUGUUAAUUCUAUUUCAAGAGCUAAUUUCAAUGGAACAGACCAAGAAAUUGUGGCUGACUCUAGCUUAAAUAGCCCUGCAGGUUUGGCCGUUGAUUGGAUAAAUAAGAAGCUGUACUGGACAGAUGCAGGCAAUGAUCACAUCGAAGUUUCUAACUAUGAUGGCAGUAUGCGAGCACUUCUCAUUUGGGAAGAUCUUGAACGCCCCAGGGACAUAGUUGUUGACCCCAUUUCAGGAUACAUGUUCUGGACGGACUGGGGCAGUUUCCCUAAAAUUGAGCGAGCAUGGAUGGAUGGUACAAACCGCGUUGAUAUUGUAAGAGACAACCUUACAUGGCCUAAUGGUUUGGCUAUAGAUUAUGAUACCAAUAUGCUAUUCUGGGUCGAUGCAGGGAGGAAAGUGAUUGGUAUGACUGACUUCCAUGGCAAUAAAAAACAGAACUUGAUCGAACAAGGUCUUUCACAUCCGUUUGGUUUGGCCAUCCAUGAUGACCGCAUUUACUGGACCGAUUGGAAGGACAAUAGCAUUUACUCAGGAGAUAAGGCAACUGGUCUGGAUAGAGAAAUUAUCAGAAGUAACUUGGAAGAUUUGAUGGACAUCCAUGUCUAUCAUAAACGCAAACAGGAUACGCCAUCGCCAUGUGAGAAAAAUAAUGGAGGUUGUAGCGAUCUGUGUUUGAUAAAACCAGGAGGACACAGUUGUGCUUGUAAAAAGGGUGUGCUGAUGGGACCAGACAAGAUGACAUGUAAAAAAGGUUUUGAUAACUUUCUCAUAUUCACAAAGAAGCAAGAUAUUCGAGCUGUUUCGCUAGAUGUGCCAUACAUGGCUGACGUAGUCCUACCCAUAUAUGGAAUGGAGAAUGCAAUUUCAGUGGAUGUUGACAUGGUAGAAGGUAUGGUUUAUUGGUCUGAUAGAGCCAGGAAAACAAUUUCCCGAGCCCCUUUGGAUGGGUCAUUCAUGGAAGAUGUUGUGAAGGAGGGGAUUGAUAUACCAGAUGGACUUGUUGUGGACAUCAUCGGCCGUACGAUAUACUGGACAGACACAGGAAGAGACCUGAUUACGGUGGCAAAUUUAGAUGGAACUCAUCAGCGUGUUAUCGUCUGGGAGAACAUAACAAAUCCACGGGCUAUUGUACUUCAUUAUGAAGCUGGGUACUUUUACUGGACUGAUUGGGGUAAGCAGAUGAUUGAGAGAGCUUGGAUGGACGGAAGCCAUCGCGAGCCGGUCAUCUAUUAUAAUAUUGGAUGGCCGUAUGGCCUGACUAUUGACAAACAGAUGGACAAGCUGAUGUGGACUGAUGCAAGAUAUAAUAAAAUUGAGAUGUGCGAUUACAAUGGGAAGAACCGACGAGUACUCAUUGAGUUGGGCUACAAGCAGUCUCAGGUCUAUGGCCUCACGGUCACUGGUAAUUACAUGUACUGGACAGUGGAUGGGACAAGUAGUGGCAUCUACCGCGCGGAAAAGCGGUAUAGUGCCGAGGAAACACGCGUCAUUGGCAAAUUGUCUGGCUUGACGGAUAUUCAUGCCAUCAGCAACCAAGUUACAGGAACAAACAAGUGUGGUAGUAACAAUGGCAACUGUAGCCAUCUCUGUCUUCCUACUCCCACUGGAAUAUCCUGCAGUUGUCCCACUGGAAUCAAACUGAAUCCAGAUCUAAGAACAUGUCCAAGUAUACCAGAGAAUUUCCUAAUCAUUGCCAAUCGGAACAAGAUAAGAAGAAUAUCGCUGGACACACCUGAGCAUGUGGAUGUCGUUUUACCUGUUCCUGAUCUCAUCAACGUCAUUGCUAUUGAUUUUGAUAGUUUGGAUGAGAAGAUAUACUAUACCGACGUUUACAAUGAUGUCAUAAGGCGUAUGGAUUAUGAUGGAUCAAAUGUAGAGGACAUAAUUACAAGCAACUUAACAACUGUUGAUGGAAUAAGCGUUGAUUGGAUCGCAAGGAAUCUGUAUUGGACUGAUACUGGUAGAAACACGCUGGAGGUUUCUCGUUUAGAUGGUAGCCACAGAAAGACUAUCAUUUCAACUAAUAUAGACGAGCCAAGAGCUAUUGCUGUAUGUCCAUCCAAAGGUUUACUUUUCUGGACUGACUGGGGACUGCGCCCUAAAAUAGAGAGAUCAAACCUUGAUGGUUCAUCACGUAGAACUCUAAUCGCAUCUGGACUCGGCUGGCCGAACGGCCUCACCAUCGACUACCAGACCGUUAGAAUUUACUGGGCUGAUGCCAAGCUUAAUAGAAUUGAUACGGCCGAUUUCGAUGGACGUCUUCGAACAACACUGAACCGUGAUGUCUUCCGACCAUUUGGAAUUACUUUGUAUGGGGAAUGGUUGUAUUGGACAGACUGGAAAACUGAAUCACUUGAAAUAGGCCACAAAUCAACCGGAAAAGGUCGUAAAACUUUCAACAAUAAUCUUCCAUAUCUAAUGGAUAUAAAAAUGGUCUCAAAAUCCAGACAACAUGGUUCUAAUGAAUGUGCGUUCAAAAAUGGCGGAUGUUCUCAUUUAUGCUUGGCACGUGAGACUGGUUAUGUGUGUGCAUGUCCCGAUCACAAAGAUGACAAGAUUUGUUAUACAAUGCCUUAUGAAGAAGUUGGUUACCUAUCAACUAAACCUUCAGAAUAUGAAGUUUAUCAAAGUACUGAGCUGCCCAAUGGGAUUAAAGUAAAUCACAAACCAACAAAUGGAGAUAGUGACGAUGUUGAAAUAAGGUGUACAUCAAGUACCUGUUCUCAGUCCGCUGAGGAGCCAGGGUUGAUAAAAACCUACAUGUUCAUCAUUGCUGGUCUUAUAGCUUUCCUCUCACUACUUGUUGUUUUAAUUUGGAUAAUAGUUUGGAGAAGGAGACAGAAAGAAUACCAAUCUCAAACUUCGCUUGUAACCUCGAACCUUCGAUAUGACCCUGAAACAGAUGAGUUGAGCUAUCUUCGGCAAAAUUCAAGAAGGAUAUAUCGGCCAAGAUUCACAGACACGGAAACGGAGAACUAUCCAUGGCUUACACAUGACGCUGAGGCACCGCUGCAGGGGAUACAAUCGCUAAGAACACAAACAAAACCAGGUCAUAAUAUGUAUGAGAAACGAACUUAUAUAGAUGCAGAAGAGAAGAAGCCACUGAACGUUGCUUUGCCUCCGCUAGACACCCCAGGAUAUUGUGAGAAAGUACUAUUCAAGCGCAAGGAAACUCAUUUUUGAAACUCAUAUGCGUAUUAUGUAUUUUUUUGUCGUUUAUCGGAAGGUGGUAACUCAAUUGACUGCAAAAACUGGUAAAAUAAUAAAGAUUUCAUAAUCAGAAGCCCUCAUAAGUGCACCGUUGAUAAAUCAAGAAGAUAAAUAGAUACUUGUGAGGAUGCAGAGAUGAGCUGACCCAUAAGGGCAGGGCUAAUAUGUCAGACUCUUGCAGACAGGGCCUAAAUGCAAGCCCAUUUGGGCUGGGCCAAUAUAUACAGAACUGUGUAACCAGGAGAAA
This is a messenger RNA of Anneissia japonica, 3613 nucleotides long. Its product is annotated as low-density lipoprotein receptor-related protein 4-like. The transcript has 20 exons. The record is from RefSeq and is a predicted model, not a curated record. Lineage: Eukaryota; Metazoa; Echinodermata; Crinoidea; Comatulida; Comatulidae. Gene Ontology annotation, biological process: Wnt signaling pathway involved in somitogenesis; receptor-mediated endocytosis involved in cholesterol transport; canonical Wnt signaling pathway. Bases 61 to 3339 code for a protein of 1092 amino acids.